Molecule: messenger RNA, 783 nt
Organism: Paramecium tetraurelia
Lineage: Eukaryota; Ciliophora; Oligohymenophorea; Peniculida; Parameciidae
Exons: 3
Molecular function (GO): protein binding
Source: RefSeq, a predicted model, not a curated record
AUGGAAUUGUUAAAUUAUGCUGCCACGAUUAUCCAAAAAACAUUCAGGGGUUUUCUUGCUCGAUAGGCUGUAAAGUAAAUAAGAAGAAUAAACUAUUUUUCAUCUUUUGACCAUCAUAAUGAGUAUGGGUUUUGCAUUUAGCCUUAAAGAUCAAAAAAAUCUACUCGCAAUGCUUAAUCACUUGUGUAACCAACUAAAAGAAUGGUCAGAAGUAGUGUCUGCAUCUAGAAGUGUUAUCGAGGAUACUUAAGUAGAAAAUACGUUUGCAAUUUUUACAGAUUGAAAUAGAUCGUAUUAUUCUUAGAAGGACACAUUCACAAUUUCUUGAGGAAAAGAAUUUAAUAAAGGAAAAUCCAUAUAAAGUAAUUGAUGGCGUAAUGUUACAAUUUUCAAACUCAAUGCAAAUCAAUAGCAAAAGGAAGAUAUAAUUACAGUAAAUUCAUGAAUCAGAAAUAAUUUGAUGAGAUAAAUGGCAUAAUAUUUACUUCCUUUCUGCAUCUAAUGAUACCUAAUUUCGAGAAGUUGAAUUCGGAACAAAAGUCCCAUUAUGUGGAUUAGAUUUUAGGUGUUGUGUAAUCACAUCCCCCCAGAAAAACAAUGCCAACUCAAAUCAGUUCCAAGACGCCCUUGAAGUAGAGACACAUCAUUUAGAAUGUGAGUGUUUUGUCUUCUGAAGUGAUGACAAGUAAUGGCAGUUGCACUUCCAGUCAUAAGUCAAAGUCGAAUUUAACAAAUGAGGAGUUUAAAUCGAUUUUGCAACGAUAGAAUAAAUAAAUCAAAUGA